GCAUGUGCCACUACACCUAUUUUAUGUGGUACUGGGGAUCAACCCAUAGCUUCAUGAAAGUUAGGCCAGUACUCUGAGUUAUAACCCCACUCAAACGUUGACUUCAGUGUUGACAUCAGCCAUCCCUUCCUUGCUUAGGUCAUGACACUUGUGUUCCUUUGGUCCCUAGGCGAGCUUGUCCAGCCUCCCAAUGUCAGCUGGCCCUUGAGUCAGAAUGGGAGUGAUGCUGAGGCUACCCUGACUGCCAACCUCACCUUCUCCUCCUACUACCAGCACUCCUCUCCAGUGGCAGCCAUGUUCAUAGUAGCCUACGUGCUCAUCUUCCUCCUCUGCAUGGUGGGCAACACCCUGGUCUGCUUCAUUGUGCUCAAGAACCGCCACAUGCGCACGGUCACCAACAUGUUCAUCCUCAACCUGGCUGUCAGCGAUCUGCUGGUGGGCAUUUUCUGCAUGCCCACUACCCUCGUGGACAACCUCAUCACUGGUUGGCCUUUUGACAAUGCCACAUGCAAGAUGAGUGGCUUGGUGCAGGGUAUGUCUGUGUCUGCAUCCGUUUUCACGCUCGUGGCCAUCGCUGUGGAAAGGUUCCGCUGCAUCGUUCACCCUUUCCGCGAGAAGCUGACUCUCCGGAAGGCGUUGCUCACCAUCGCAGUGAUCUGGGCACUGGCGCUGCUCAUCAUGUGUCCCUCGGCGGUCACUCUGACAGUCACGCGCGAGGAACAUCACUUCAUGCUGGACGCCCGCAACCGCUCCUACCCGCUCUACUCGUGCUGGGAGGCCUGGCCGGAGAAGGGCAUGCGGAAAGUCUACACCGCCGUGCUCUUUGCUCACAUCUACCUGGCGCCGCUGGCGCUCAUCGUGGUAAUGUACGCGCGCAUUGCGCGCAAGCUGUGCCAGGCCCCGGGUCCAGCGCGCGACACGGAGGAGGCGGUGGCUGAGGGUGGCCGCGCGUCGCGCCGCAGGGCUCGCGUGGUGCACAUGCUGGUCAUGGUCGCGCUCUUCUUCACGUUGUCCUGGCUGCCGCUCUGGGCGCUGCUGCUGCUCAUCGACUACGGGCAGCUGAGCGAGCCGCAGCUGCACCUGCUGUCCGUCUAUGCCUUCCCCCUGGCACACUGGCUGGCCUUCUUCCACAGCAGCGCCAACCCCAUCAUCUACGGCUACUUCAACGAGAACUUCCGUCGGGGCUUCCAGGCUGCCUUCCGUGCACAGCUCUGCCGGCCACCCUGGGGUGCCCACAAACAAGCCUACUCCGAGAGGCCGGGCCGCCUCCUGCGCAGGCGGGUGGUGGUGGACGUGCAGCCCAGCGACUCGGGCCUGCCAUCCGAGUCUGGCCCCAGCAGCGGGGCCCUAGGGCCAGGUCGCCUGCCGUUGCGCAAUGGGCGUGUGGCCAACCAGGGUGGCCCUCAGGAAGGACCUAGCUGCAACCAUGUGCCCCUCACCAUCCCAGCCUGGAACAUCUGAGGUGGUCCAAAGAGGGCAGAUCCAGUGGGCCCAUGGGCGUGACUCUGAACCGCGAUGCCUGAAUGUAAGAAUAGUAUUAGAAGAGGGUGCCAAGGAGCAUCCUUGAUAAAAAAACGAGACUGGGUAGCAGUGUUGAUUUCCAGUUUCUCAACAGGCCUGCUGCAUCGGUUGAUGGCAAAUAAGAGGAAGCCUCCAACCUCGCAAACCCCCUCUGCUCUGGAGCCAUAUCCAGAUGAGUCUGUCUUGUCCACAUCUCAGAACCCUUACCCUCAGAGGCACCGAGGCCGGGGGAGAAGUGACAGGGUCUCUCCAUUGGAAAUCCCACUUGACCCAGACUCCAGUGUGUCUUUAUGAUAUCUACAUUUCCAGUGGUCUCCCCCGCAAGGCCUUCUGGGAUGGAGCUCAGGAAAAUAUGUCCCUUUACCUAGGUAGUUGGGAAGAGGUGACCUCUGCGCUUACAUAGAGUCCCUGUGAUUGAGUCCUUCGUGUUGUGUUGCUGAAACAGCUCCCCUUGGCCCUUUCUGGGAGAAGUCCAUGCUCUCCUCCUGCCAGCUGCAAUGUGUUUGUUUUAUUGUAAGAAGUGUCCAAGUCCAUUUCCACGUCAGGAUGUCACAACUGGGCAGCUGCAAGAGGAGCCUUAGGGAAUCUGUUUAACCUGCAGGACACUUUGGGUUAAGCCUAAGGGAGGCACCCCUCCCUACCUCCAUCACCCAGAGCCAGGCAGAGUGUCCAACAAGACCGACAGCUCAUGGGUGACAGGCAAUGCAGAGAGGAAGACAGCACAAUGCCUACUCUCCCCUGUGGAAAUAUCUUACUGGGUCUGUGAGCCUGAUACCUUUCUCCUGGCCUCUCUUCCAUGCCUAAUGGGAAGGAGAAGUUGGUCAGUCGGGGUGGGCAGAGCCCCUGAAAGACAAAUGCAAACCCUUCCACAGUAUGUGACUCAUGAACCCUAAAAGCAAAGGAGACCAGGAAACCCUGUACGCACCCCAGCUGUCACCCAGUAUAUAUGCAAUCACCUUGACAGAGUGACACUUCUCCCCAGGAACUGAGGAAAUGGGUUGUCUCUGCUGAUUUCUCCUGCAUCUUCAAUAAUCUGCACUUAAGCAGACACUUUUCCUCCAUUUCCACAUUUGCUAAAACAAAUUUAAGGGAUAAAAAGAAGAAACAUUCCCAGCAUCCAGGGCGUUGAGCUCUUAUCACACACUGAUUGGCCAUUUCCAGGACCCAGGACUCUGAGCUCUUACUGUGUUCUUAACACACACUGAGUGGCCAUUUCCAGGAUCCAGAGCUCUGAGCUCUUAACACACACUGACUGGCCACUUAACUGUUCUGAGGUCCGUCAUAGGCAAUGGCCACAAUGGCAGAAGAAACUGCUUCAUAGUUGUACAUGGCCCAGCAUGUCUCUGGACACUGUCAUCUGAAACAUUAAAUGUUCUUGCCAUUUCACAAAGUGACUGAGGCCCAUUAGGGCCAGGGUCACGGGGCCACAGACAGCAGCAUUUGGAAAGGCUUGUCUUCAGACAGCUUGGAUCACAUCUUGCCUUCUGGAGAAGGUGGGCAUGGCAGCAGGAUCUCCGGAGAGCUAGAAACUCCCUGCCUGGUGACAAAAAGGAACACCCAUGGAAUGAAUCCAGGUUGGAGCAGGGAAAUGUCUCCAUUGUGCUUGUCCUCUGACUUCUGGCCAGAGUUGUUCUGAACAAAUAUCUGUAACCCCAGGCUUAGGAGGCUGCCAAGCUCCUUCAUAACACUGCCUGGUCUGGGAGUCUGGGGAAGCGGUGUGUGGGAAAGGCAGAUAAGGUGUGGUCGCCUGAGCUGACACUCUGCAUUUUUUGUUUUUGAUUUUUCAGCACAGGGUUUCUCUGUAUAACAGCCCUGGCUGUCCUAGAACUUGCUUUAUAGACCAGGCUGGCCUCAAACUCAGACAUCCCACUGACUCUGCCUUCUGACUGCUGGGAUUAAAGGCACUCACUACCACUACCCAGUCACCACGCUUUUGCUGGUUGGUGUUGUAUUAGUGUCACACAAAUGACGCAGUGGCCUGAAAAUUGCUGGUGCAUUGGCCUGAGAAUUGCUGGCUGUUUACUGGGAAGACUUGUGACUCUAGGCUCUAAAAAUAAACCAGACCAAGGGCCAUGUCAGCUCUGUCCCGACGUGUGAAUUGCAGUCGGCUCUCUACCCUGGAGUAUUUCUUCUUCAGCAUGGCCUCCCAGAGGCAAAAAAUACAGCCUCCCCUCAGUAAUCAUGUCCACUAAGCCCUCUGCUUUAUUUUCUUCAGACUCCCUGCUUUGAGAGUCCAUGACUGCCCAAAUGGCAUGCUUGCCACAGGUAGCAUUCCCUGUGUUCCAUUGUUCUAUUGUUCUUGUCAUUACUCAAGUAAGAGCAGAGACAACACCUGCCUGUCCCCCAGACUUGGUUCAAUGCUAAUAGGCACAACUUGAUAUAGACAAGCAGGCAGGGUGGCAGGCAGGGAGCUUGUUUCUUUGUACAUGUGUUAAAAUAUACCCAAUGUACAAAUUUCCCCAGUGUACAGAUCAGUGGCACUCAGUAUUCAUGUUGCUGUGUAACUAUCCACCUACUCUUUUCAGCACUGUAUUAUCCUAAAUGGAAACUGUGUAAACCCAUUGACGCCAACUCCCCAUCCCUGGCUCUGCCCAACUCCUAGAAGCCACAGUUCUUUCUCUCUGAAUUUGACAUUUCUAUGGUUCCCUACAAAUGAAACGACUCUGUUUUUCCUUUUGUGACUUUUACAUCAUAUAACUCUUUUCAAGGUUCAUCCAUGUUGUCACAUGGGUCAGAAUUUCCUUGUGUGGCCAACUACAAUUCCAUUGUAUAUUUAUAUGAUGUCUUGCUUCUCCAUCAGUGUCUUCUUGUUGCUGGUUCAGUUAUAAUAAGUCAUGUGUAUGCAUGGGGGUGUUAGAUAAUAAAACUAGAUUCUGAAAAUAGUACCUAUGUGAACCCCAAGGCGGAGACCCCAACACUUCUCUCAACUUGUCACUUAGCAGUGACAGAGCAGAGGACAGCUGAGAUCUCUGUCCCCCUGUGCUCAACCAGCUGUUUUGAGUUUCCCUCGCCUGUGUUACUUCUUGGCUAGGGUGAGUAAAAAUUCUAUGUUCUGUUCACAAGAUAUUUAUAUGAUGCUGCUUUUGUAAGUCAUAGCUUUGUCAUGAGAUCUCUGUGUCCAGACACUUGGGUCUGAGUAUAUCUUGUGUGACCACAGCACUCAAGUACAAUCAAGGAAGACCUCUCUUGGAGCAGCCAUGUUCUAUUUGUGACUUGUCAGGUCUCCUGAGGUGACUCGCCCUUUCAUGGGUGGAAAGUUUGGAGAUGAACAGAGCCUGUGAUGGGGAAGAGAGCCAGAGGCCUGUGGACAUUGAGAACUCUACCCAGAGGGGCUCUCGGAGGGACACUGUGUCCUUCAGUACCAUGUGCUACAGAGUGGUCAUUCUCCAAGCUGGUCUUAAUGGAUGAAUGGGCUCUUGACUUCCCGAAGACCAUGCAGACACACCUGACCAAUGUGAGGGAAGGCGGUGCCCACCAGGGCCCACAAACCACAGACUGGCUGGCCUUGGACCGCCAACUUUCUCUAGGGGCCUGGAGGGUUCAUGGCUGACUUGGGUUGGAAUGGAAGGUGGAGCUGGCAGAGGAAGCCAGGAGCCCCCUAUCAUUAACCUAGUGUGCAUUCAUCCCGAAUCCAGGUGGGAGCCAGGCCCGGGGCUGGAAGGACAAAGCAUUGCUAUUAAGUUCUGGGCCUCUUUGCAUCCUUUUCCUUAGCUCACCUCUCAGAAGUGCCACUGAGAAAAGAUAGAUGAGAAAGAGGUGACCAGCAGCUUCAUCACAAGCAAACAAUGUUGAAGCAAAACAGAUUCCUUGCUGAAUAACCCAAUUAUUGUUGGCUGCUUCUUUCUUUACAGACGCGCCCCUGUAUAAGCAUGGUGGAAAUUUCACAAACCAUAGAUAAGCAAAGAGAGAGAGAGAGAGAAAAGGCAAAGCACUUCAACUUUAUGAGAGACACACAUUCGGUUUGUGAGCAUAGCACCCUUAUGGAGGGAUAACAUAUGCUAAAAUCCACCCUUCUUCCAUGAACAUUUGAUGAAUCUUAGCAGUUGUGUAUUUGUUUCACCGAAGAUACUUUCAUCCUUCCAAAACCCUCCAUAAGUCAAUGCAUGCCCUUCUCCUCCAGUUCCAGAAAACCAGCCAUCUGAUUUCAGAAUGUCAUGUAUAUGGAAUAAGACCGUGAACAGCAUGUCUUCUUUCAUUUGACAGGAUGAUUUUGAGGUUUGCUCACAUCGUGGCAUUUCUUAAUUUGUUCCUGAGUAGCACUUACUUUGUUGCUGAGUAGUACUCCAUUGUGGUAUGUGUAGUAACACAAUCUGUCUCUUUAUCAGAUGACCAUCAUUUGGGUUGUUGACUAUCAUGAGAGAUGCUAUUGCGGUCAUUCCUACACAAACCCUUCCAUGCAUAAAUGCUUUCAGCUCUCUUGGUGGACAGGGAGUGAGGGUGCUGAGAUAUGCAUGGAGAUGACACUUCUGUCUUCUAGUGGUGGCAUGCUAUCAUUUUCUGUUCUCACCAACAGUGUGUACAUGAGUUGCCAUUGUUCUGUGCUUUUGCCAACAGUUAAGAUUACUGUUCUUAAAGUUCUCCUGAUGACUAGUGACGUUGGGUAUCCUUUUAUGUGCCUACUGGCCAUCCUUAUUUCUUUUAUUCUAACCAAAUAUUGUACAAGUUACUUCUUGUUGUUAACAAAAUAUCUGACCAAGGCACCUGAAGGAAGGGAACGGUUUUUCUGGCUCAUAGUUUUCAGGCCAUGAGACAGGAGAGGGAAGAAUAAGGGAAUAAGGGGGUAAUAUAUAGCAAAUGCCACUGACUUUUAGCAAUUACAUUUCUGGUCUACUCAAAACAUUUAUUUGGUGCCUCUUCAAUUGCAGGUGUGGGCCAGUGAGAAGGCUUGCUGGGUAAAGGGGCUUGUUACACACGUCUGGUGACCUGAGUUUAAGUCCUGAAACUACCAUAGAAGGAGAUAAGUGAUUCCACAAAGUUGCCCUCUGACCUCCACAAGUACACUGUUGCACACAUGUACCUAAACACACACACACACACCUACAUACACACACCACACACACACACACACACACACACCACACUUGCCUGCAUGCACCCACAAAUGUCCGCAUGCAAAGUACCAAGUGCUCUCUGUGUCUGUUGCUAAACUUUAACGCUGGAAAGAGAGCUGAGACUCAAGUCGUGGUCUUUCUCCCCUGGGCUGCCAUGACCUGCCUUCUCUACAUUUGAGAAAGUGAGGUUCAGAAUUAAAACAAGAGGCUUGAUGGAGGUUUGCUUUGAUUCCUAAAAAUAACCCCAGCCAGCCACAGGCUCCAGGCUGCUGCUUUGGUCCCAAGCCACGUUGCCAUCACACUCAAAGGCUCCCAAAGAUUUGAGAUGGGAGGAACACCAGCAGUCCAAGGUACAAAUACAGCCUGAUCCAAUCCAACACCACAGCAAGCCCUCCAGGGAGCCCCGGCUCCCUUGCCCAGUGGUCACGGAAGGAGCGAAGUCUCCUGGCCUGGCUGUCACAUCCUGCCCUGUUGUUUGUGUUCCCUUGCUAGCUGCCAUGGCCUGGUCUUCGAAUCUGGCCACCAACAAAUGUUGCCGUUGUCAUGUACAGGCAACAAAAUAAAUAUAGGUGGAAAAACCCAAGCUUAGUGAUUUGGAGAAGGGAGUUUAUCUGCGGCAUGGCCAAUGGAAGUAUUAAAUCAUCCUGUGUUUGAGCAGUGUUUGCUAUCCCCAAUACCCUGCUGCCUUCCCUUCUGUGCAGAGGUCAGAGUUACCAAACACUGAGACACCUUCUUUGCUGUUCUGGCUCCCAGGGAAGGACCCCUUGUUUGUCUGGUGGUCCACCAAGCCCUUCUGCAACCAGCAUAAUCACCUCCUUUAUGUUCUCCUUACCAGGCCUUUGGAAAAUAAUCCUGACGCCUCUGCCAUAACUUACAGAAAAUAAACUUGUUGUGAAAAGGUC
Molecule: messenger RNA, 7474 nt
Organism: Mesocricetus auratus (golden hamster)
Lineage: Eukaryota; Metazoa; Chordata; Mammalia; Rodentia; Cricetidae
Gene: Npffr1
Product: neuropeptide FF receptor 1
Exons: 3
Coding region: 142-1461 (439 amino acids)
Biological process (GO): G protein-coupled receptor signaling pathway
Cellular component (GO): membrane
Molecular function (GO): peptide binding; neuropeptide receptor activity
Source: RefSeq, a predicted model, not a curated record